AUGAAUGUCAAAUAUGUUAAUUUCAUUCUGCGGAUACAAGAUAUUAUUUAUUACACGUUUAACAUUGAACGUAAAUUCGGUCCACAAGAUACCAAAGAUGCAGAAAAUGAUGAAUGCCAAUUGCUAUGGGAUUAUGACAAUGUAACCCUAAUGUCCAUGGCGGAAUCUCUUGAAAAUGAAAAUGAACGACUUUCCCGCGAAAUUGAACUUCUUAAGAAAGAGAAUU
Racocetra persica is the source of this 226-nucleotide messenger RNA. The record is from the annotation of a GenBank genome assembly. NCBI's taxonomy places the organism in Eukaryota, Fungi, Glomeromycota, Glomeromycetes, Diversisporales, Gigasporaceae.